CGCCACCACCUCCCCGCUCUGUGACAUAAAUGACCUGUAUAUAUUGGAGACAUUCUCUGGGGUCUUUCGCACUGAAGCUUUUUUCCCCGUUUUUUUUUCUCUUCUUUCACUUUCAGCAGACGUCUUUGUACGACAGACCAUGCAGGAAAAGGUUGCCUACCCAAACCAACCCAACGGUCACGCCAAUGGGGACGUUUUCAGCUCCCAGGACAAGAAAGCGUUGGAGGCCAACGGACUAUUGGGCAGCGCCCUUGAGAAGUCACUGGAAGCAAAUGGACACCUUAUCAGCAUCCAGGACAAGAAAGCUGCUGAGGCCAACGGCGACGCCGGGGUGCACAAGAGGGUCAGCAUUUUCAUGGGAGAUGUCGAGAUAGAGGAAGAUGAUCCAUGGGCGUUGCCAGAGUUGAAGGAUGAUACGGCGAAAUGGAAAGACCUGGACACUAAGGGCAAGAUCAAGCGUGUCACGUGGCUAGUUACCAGGUUCGUUGUUCUCAUCGGCCUGAUGUACAUGUUCAUCUGCUCACUGGACUUUCUAGGAUCUGCUUUUCAGCUUCUUGGUGGCAAAGCCGCAGGCCAGGCAAUGAGCAGCUCUGUGCUGCUGAGUAACCCUGUCGCUGGAUUGAUGGUCGGGGUUCUGGCGACGGUGCUGGUUCAAAGCUCCUCCACGUCCACUUCCAUCAUCGUCUCCAUGGUGUCAGCUGAUAUUCUACAGGUCAAACUGGCCAUCCCGAUAGCCAUGGGCUGUAACAUCGGAACGACGGUCACCAACACGCUUGUCUCCCUUGGACAGCUCAAUGUGAAGAGCGACUUCAGGAGGGCGUUUGCUGCCGCCACCGUUCACGACAUGUUCAACUGGCUGUGCGUCCUAGUGUUGCUGCCCCUGGAGGUGGCCUCGGACUACCUCUUCCUGCUUACUGAGGCCAUCACUAGUGAACUUGCUCACAAUCGCUCAGACACUGCCUCCAACACCAACCCUAAGAUGUUGAAGGCUAUCACCGAACCAUUUACAUCAAAGAUCAUUCAGCUCUCUUCUAGUAAGAUCAGAGCCAUAGCUAGAGGUGAAGACGUCAACGGAAGUAUUAUUGUCUCGGGAGAUCAUUUGUUCAACAAUUGGACAGGCUCUGACUCCAUAGCAGGAGUUAUACUUCUAGUUGUAUCCCUUAUCAUAUUGUGUGUUUGCCUCGUACUGGUUGUCAAGAUUCUGAGUUCUUUGCUUCGCGGUGCUAUUGCUAAAGUAUUGCAGAGAGUUGUUAAUGCAGAUUUUCCUGGUCCGUUCAAGUAUGUGACUGGAUAUUUUGUCAUUCUCGUGGGUGCUGGAUUGACCAUUAUCGUGCAGAGCAGCUCCAUUUUUACUUCCGCAUUAACACCACUAGUUGGAGUUGGCGCUAUCCACCUUGACAGGAUGUACCCCUUGACCAUAGGUUCGAACAUCGGCACGACCAUCACUGGAAUCCUUGCUGCCCUGACAUCCUCCCAGUCGACCUUCAGAGAGUCCCUGCAGAUCGCGCUCUGUCACUUGUUUUUCAAUGUGUCCGGGGUCAUCUUAUUGUACGUGGUCCCGGUGACCCGGAAGCUGCCUCUUAACCUGGCCAAGUUCCUAGGACAGACAGUACACCAGUACCGUUGGUUUGCUGUGGUUUACCUGAUCAUUGUCUUCUUUCUCUUUCCGUUGGCCAUCUUUGGUCUGUCUGUUGCCGGUUGGGAGGUUCUGGUCGGAGUCGGAGCCCCAGUCGUUCUACUUUUAAUCUUCGUCAUCGUGGUGAACAUCUUGCAGAAGAAAGCCCAGCACUGCCUGCCGAAGAGGCUUCAAAAUUGGGAGACAUCGGGAAUCCCCGAACCUCUGAGGUCACUUCGUCCCUACGACAAAAUCUUCGUGAAACUCUCUGCCUGCUGUCAAGUCUGCUCAAAGAAGGAAGCCGAAAAAGAGGCCAAUGAAAAAGAGGCGGCGGUGGGCAACGGUCACUGCAAUGACGGUUUUGAAGGUGACCUCAAUGGCUCCAUGACCAGUGAAGAAUUUAAAAUCACAAAUAGUAGGACGGAAUUGACCAAAUUUUAAAACAAGCGAUUGAAUUGACAUUUUAAGAAAACAAAAUAUUGGUCUUGUCGUGCCAGUCGGCGUGUGUAUUUGAAGCUGUUAAUAUAUCUGUCGAUUAUGUCUGUCUGUCUGUCUGUCUCUAUCUAUCUAUCUAUCUAUCUAUCUAUCUAUCUAUCUAUCUAUCUAUCUAUCUAUCUAUCUAUCUAUAAUUCUUUCUUUGUACUUGUCUAUCUGUCUUUCUAUCACUCAAGCCCUCUUUGUGAUCCCUCAAACUCUGUACAUCAUUUAUUCAUCCCUAUUUCGAUCCAUUGAACUAUCUCUCCAUCCAUGUAGGAAAUCAACUAAACUAAAUGUCUAACCAUUUUUUUAUAAUCAAAAACUCCGCACAUAAAAACUACCUAUUAUAAUGUUUAUCUAAAAUAUAAAAGAUAAGAUAAAAAUAUAAAAAAAAAACAAAGUCAAUGAACCCUGGUUUUUCUUUCUCUUAAAAAUAUGACAAUUCACCCUGGUCCUUCAGCUUUUCACUUAUAAAUAAAUGGCUGUGUAUCGAUACUAUUCUCAACGUAUUUUUUUUUCUUUUUCAAAAAGUAGCCCUCAAAAUGUGACUCUGUAUCCACCAC
This is a messenger RNA of Biomphalaria glabrata, 2655 nucleotides long. Its product is annotated as sodium-dependent phosphate transport protein 2B-like. Gene Ontology annotation, cellular component: membrane. The coding region runs from base 140 to 2056 and encodes 638 amino acids. Gene Ontology annotation, biological process: sodium-dependent phosphate transport. Gene Ontology annotation, molecular function: sodium:phosphate symporter activity. The record is from RefSeq and is a predicted model, not a curated record. The transcript is spliced from 9 exons. Lineage: Eukaryota; Metazoa; Mollusca; Gastropoda; Planorbidae.